UUAAUACGUCAAUUUGUUUACUAUAUUUUGGCGGUUUUGAAACUUUUGUAAAUAGUUUUCCAACGAAAUCAUCGUAGUUCCGAUACCAAUCAUGGAUACAGAAACAACUAAUCCUGAAGUUUCAGAAGAUAUUGAAGUCGACGACGAUGAUGAUGAUGAGGAAGAGCCGAUUACAGCAAAGAAAGUGCUUGAUACACUACGACAGGCAUGGUUGAACGAAAGAUUCGCUCCCGAAAUUCUUCUUCACCAAACCGAUAUGCUCGAUCUGAUGCUCGGCCAGGUAUCGCACAUGGAAGAGAAUGUCAAGCAAUUGCCAACGAACGAUUUCCGCGGUAUCAUCCAUCGCAUGGAAUUGGAACGCAUCAAGUACAUAAUUUCCAGUUACCUGCGGUGUCGACUGGCGAAAAUCGAAAAUUUCACCGAUUUCAUUCUUGCUCAGGAAGCGACCCGUGACGAGAAACUUUUGUCGGAUGGAGAGCUCGCCUAUGCAACAAGCUACCUGAAGAUGAACAAAAAUCAUUUCCAGCAAAUCGUUUUGCAGCACAUUCCGACACUGAAAGAUGAUUAUGCCCAAAAUAUGGCUCGACCCAACGAAAUGAGCCACAUAUUUCUGGUGGCGAAUAAGGACGUUCCUUCGGUUAUUGUUGGUGUGAAUGAUGAGGAAGUGGAUUUGCAGGUCGGAUCCCGCCACAUUAUGCCGUACAAAUUAGCUGCAGAUUUACUGAAAAGUGGAGACGUACAAUUGAUCUAGGACACCGUUCUGAUUAAGAUGCCAAUAUGUAAUCUCGGAGAUGUCACGAAGGUAGAUGGAAUAAAAAAUGAGUUGUCGUUGCUGUUAA
Molecule: messenger RNA, 839 nt
Organism: Bradysia coprophila
Lineage: Eukaryota; Metazoa; Arthropoda; Insecta; Diptera; Sciaridae
Gene: Sld5
Product: DNA replication complex GINS protein Sld5
Biological process (GO): double-strand break repair via break-induced replication; DNA-templated DNA replication
Cellular component (GO): GINS complex
Source: RefSeq, a predicted model, not a curated record